UCUUCCUCACAAAGAAAGAAAACUAGAAAACAGAAGCAAAGACCAGAGAGACAGAGAGAGAGAGAGAGGAAAAAAGCUUUGCAGCGACUAUGGCGAGCGGCGGCAUGACGAAGAAGGAGAUCGGCGAGAGCCACGACGUGCUCCGAUUCGGCGUCAACGACAGCGUCAGGGGCGACCUCGCGCCGCCGCACCCGCUCCAGGCCACCAUCCAAUCGGAGACCAAGUUCUGGGACGACAAGAAGAAGUUUGGGACGGAAGCCAUCUACGGAUCCGCCUUCAACAUCCGCAAGGAUCUCGACGCCCAAAUCCUCUCCAGGUUCCAGAGGCCCCCAGGUGCAUUACCAUCAUCUAUGCUAGGAUAUGAGGCAAUGACAGGUUCCUUGGAUGAUUUUGGAUUUGAAGACUAUCUUAACAUGCCCCAAGAAUCUGACAGCCUUCGUAUACCGGACAUGCACCACGGGAUGGAGGUUCGCCUUGGUCUGUCGAAAGGACCUAUUUGCCCUAGUUUCAAUUGAUUCCACCCAUGUAUUUCUCUUGCAAUACGUUGUGCUCCUCAUCCAGCAUCUGUAUCGGUCUUUAGAUCGUACUGUGGAUUGGUGAAAAGUGAGAACUAAUGGGUAUUUGCAUCAGUUUGAAUUGCUUAACUUUAUAUUUAAUGCCAUCCUAUUUGACUCUGUUUCUGGGCAUUCAAGCAAUUGACCUCUUUCAUGAAAUUUGGUAA
Molecule: messenger RNA, 721 nt
Organism: Brachypodium distachyon (stiff brome)
Lineage: Eukaryota; Viridiplantae; Streptophyta; Magnoliopsida; Poales; Poaceae
Product: cyclin-B1-2
Exons: 4
Coding region: 90-515 (141 amino acids)
Biological process (GO): proteasome assembly
Cellular component (GO): nucleus; cytoplasm
Source: RefSeq, a predicted model, not a curated record